AUGGAUCUUUCAAGUGACCCAGUAUCUUUCUUUACUAGAAAACGGGCAGCACUUUUUGUUGUUGUUGUUUUUAUUGGUGCAUUGAUAAUGUUAGAUAAUUUAGACGUUGUUUCACAAACUACAUUUGUUGAUGAUAACAAUCUUCAUUCUGGUCAAAUCUUUACUUCGUCUGGAAAUGAGACUUAUUUAGGAAUAAAAGAUUAUGCUCUUUUCCUUCAACAACCAGAAGAGAAAAGAGAUGAUGUUAUUAAGUUAACUAUGUCUCGACUUGGAUUUGAAGUUCAUGAUUAUCAUGAUAAAUAUAAUUCCCAUGGUAUCACUGCUGUGUUAAGACCAAGAAGAACUGAUGAUAGAAAUUGUAUUUUAUUAAUGGGAAGAUAUUCUCAAAAUAAUUCAUCACCAUUAAAUUCUAAUGUUACCAAUAUGUUAAAUACUCUUGGAACUUUGUUUUCUAUUGCUGAGAAGCUUUCAUUACAAGAAUUUCUUGGAAGAAAUUAUAUGUUCCUCUUUCUUGAUGAUUCAACUCAUAUUGGUGUUAAUGAUUUCUUUAAUGAAUAUCAACAACAACCAUUAUGUGGUAGAAUUAUUUCUGGAUUUGAAUUUGAUAUUCAGCCAAUGGUUGCUGGACCAACAAAGAUAUCAUUAGUUGUUGGUACAUAUCCUUUUAUGUCUAAUCAAGAUAUGGUUAACUCUUAUAUAAAAAAUAUUGAAAGAAUAUUUAGUAAUACCGUUGAAAUAUCUAUUACUUCUAAAUAUGUUAAUUCAUCUAUAGAACAAAUGUUAUUACAUUCAAGUUUAAUUAGAUAUUGUGAUAGUGUAGAAGGACCAUUACAUAAUACUGAUAUGCUUCUUAUUCAAACACAAUCAAAUAUAACACAAUUAAAAUACAGUUUUAGAAAUGUAGAUUUUAUAACAAGUACAACUUCUUUAUUAAAGUCAUUUAAUAACUUAUAUCAACAACUUCAAUAUUCUACGUAUUUUUAUAUAUUAUUAGAUACUAAACAUUACAUAAAUUUCAGUGUUUCAAUAAUACUAACUAUCCUUUUUGCUUUAAGUGUUAUUAGUGGAUUACUUCUUAGUAUUUUCCCUCAAUUGGUGUAUUAUGUCUUUAAACCAAAAGACCAAGUUACAAAUGAAUUAAUCAUUGUUUCUGAUCUUCAUUUAUCUGAUAAAUUAGAAAUAUCAAAUAUCACGACUCUAAAGAUUUGGGGUUUAUUUAUCACCUUUUCUAUUAUUUCUUUUGUUUUUUAUUUAUAUUUAUUUGGUUGGAAUAUCAUUUCUAUUGAAGAUACUAUUCGUUUCAAUCAAUUCACUCUUCCUCAACAAAUAUAUCUUAUUAGUAUGGCUAUUUUACCUAUUUGUAUUUCAAUUGUCUUUUCAAAAUGUUGUCGUCAAUCAUUAGCACAACUUCGAAUAUUAGAUGGGUUAAGUGGAUUACCGUCUAUGUGUAUUCUCAGUUUAAUGAUUUUUGCAAAUCAACCACUUGCAAUUGUCUUAGCAAUUUGUAUUGGAGCAUCAUCUAUCAUUCCUUUCAUCUCUUUACAUUGGCGUCCUUCCUUAUACAAACUUGGUAAAAUAAGUUCUCUUCUUUUCUCUGUAGGACCAGUAUUUUAUCUCAUUUAUUACUUUUAUAAAGAUGUGUCAAUUCUUUUCUGUGUUCCUACUAUCGCCUCAAUCAUUAUUCUCACUUAUAUCCCAAUCACAAUGGCUCAUGUCUAUGUCAUGUUUGCUUUUGAAAAUUACUUAUCAGAUUUGAAGAAACAACAAGACUCUUUACUAAAGAAAAUUAACUAA
This is a messenger RNA of Entamoeba histolytica HM-1:IMSS, 1794 nucleotides long. RefSeq lists its product as uncharacterized. Gene Ontology annotation, cellular component: membrane; GPI-anchor transamidase complex. Gene Ontology annotation, biological process: attachment of GPI anchor to protein. The coding region runs from base 1 to 1794 and encodes 597 amino acids. NCBI's taxonomy places the organism in Eukaryota, Evosea, Mastigamoebida, Endamoebidae. The transcript has a single exon. The record is from RefSeq and is a predicted model, not a curated record.